Brassica napus (rape) is the source of this 717-nucleotide messenger RNA. RefSeq lists its product as uncharacterized. The coding region runs from base 1 to 717 and encodes 238 amino acids. NCBI's taxonomy places the organism in Eukaryota, Viridiplantae, Streptophyta, Magnoliopsida, Brassicales, Brassicaceae. The transcript is spliced from 2 exons. The record is from RefSeq and is a predicted model, not a curated record.
AUGUUCAUUAAACAUGUUAAGGUGUGGGAGGAUCCAUGGAUCCUAACGGUCCCAGCGAGGCCGGCUAUCCCUGUUACACCAGUUAUGCAUCCCAAUAUGAGAGUCAGUGAUCUCAUUAAUCAGACAGCAAAGGAUUGGGAUGUUGGACUAUUGGAGAACUACGUCAAUCUUGAUGACAUACCGCUCAUAAGAAUAACAAGGAAUUUAGCAAGACGCAAUAUGAGAUGUGAUAACUAUUGCCCAAGAUGUGGAGAAUUAAAAGUAUCUGUAACACAUGCCAUCUUUGAAUGCCCGCCAGCGCUACAGGCUUGGACCUUAUCAGCAACUCCAACAAGCCCAGAGGUAUUUCCAGUAUCAAGUGUCUACACAAAUAUGGACUACCUAUUCUGGAGGAAAAACUCUAUUAUCGAGUCGGAACAAGACAUGGACCCUUUUCCCUGGAUAAUUUGGUAUAUCCGGAAGGCUAGGAAUGAUAAACUGUUUAGGGGGAUAGAUAGAGAUCCUUUGGAGUUGGUUCGAUAUGCAGAGAGUGAAUGUCAGGCCUGGUUUGAUGCGAACGAAGUGGUACAACCAGUGGUACAAGAGAACAAUGUGGUCAGCCCCCAAGUCAUAAGCUUGGGUAAUAUAUGCUUGUUAGCUGAAUCUUUGACAGCAUCUGCCAAUUUAAGUGGAUGUGGAUGGGUUUGGAUGGACAGUAGGGGAAUACUCAGCUCAUAG